CCGCGAAGAAACUUACAGCUGUCACUCACUGUUGGUUGUUAUUAAUUUGUUACACUUAAAUUUAAAUAUAUUGCAGGGGGGCUCGUAUAUUUAAGGUCCUAAGUUUUGAUGUGGAAAAAAAUUAACUAUAAAAAAAUAAAUUUUUUAAUGCGCGGGGUCCAUCUAGACACAAAACGCCUAAAAUAAAAGUCCUAAACCUUCUUUAUAAAACCGAAAGUGAAGGUUAGGGAGGGGCUAAGACCAAGGCUAAAGUCAAGUUAAAACUCUAUUAGAGUAUUAGACAUUAUAUUGACCACUUUUUAAAAAUAAGACAUUCACAAUUAGAACCUAAGAUCAGUUAUAAACACGGUAUAUUAUUAUGCAGUCGUAGUAAAGACUUCUCACACAUUUGUUAAAAUUAAAUUGCCCUACUUCUGCUUUACUUCACUGUUUACUGUCUUAUACUUAUUAAUAUUUAAGUGACUUAAGUAUUUACAAUACAUACAUUUUAUAAUUCCCACGUUGCAACAUUGUCUAAGUCUAUGUUAUGGUCCAUGGUGCAAGUAAUGCUUCUCAACCUUCUUAAUGCCGUGGUCGCGACCCACUAUUAUACAGUUCCUCAUGUUGUGGCGACCCCCAAUCAUAAAAAUUAUGUUCGUUUCUACUUCAUAAAAAUGUUUCCCGACGGUCUUAGGCGACCCCUGCGUAAGGGUCGUUCGACCCCCAAAGUGUAUAAAUGAUUUAUCGAUAACUCAGUAUACUAUUACUACUAAUACUAUGACUAUUAUACACUAUAAUUAUAAAAAAAGAAUAGGUUAUAAUGUAACAUCUGAAAAUAAAUUAGAUUUAGUUACCAAAAUGUUUGGCUAAUUAAUAUAAUAUAUAUUAAUAAUGAUAUGCUUUAAAUGGUCAUCUUCAAGUAUCCUGUAGAAGGAAACGUUUUUAAAAUCAACGUAAAGACAAUAUGAUAUCAUCUGAUAUGUUUUCAUGGUCAAUUUUAUUUAUGAUCAUGAGCUGAUGUCCUGAUUGGUCGCUGCUCAAUGGUGAAAUUAUUUUUCUAAUGUCUCACGUCUAAGUCUAAUGAAAUGCAUCUGCUGAAAAUUUCAUUAAUCUAGGAAUCUAGGUCCAGAAACAUCAUUAAAAUUAAAUAACAAUUUAAAUUCAUGUCACGGGAUCCAGAUUUUUUUGGACUGAAGAAUUUUUAUGAUCUUCAACAGUUAAAUUUAAAUAAAUAUAAUAUUCAAUUUUGUGUGUGCUGAAUCUAAGAAUGGGGGAAAAAAAAGGGGGAGGGGGAAGAAGCUUUUAAACAUCACACUUACGGUGUAAAAAAAAAAAUUAAAUUUAUAUCCACAACUGUGUAUAUUUUUCAUUCUAUAUUUGCAGUGUAACAAAUAGCAGUAACAAUGACCCCACAACAUGGAUUAAGACAUCUUUCAAUUAGAUUUAUGCAAGGUGUGUGUCAAUUACCAGAACCAAAGUGGAUUCCUUCAUGCAGAACACUGAAUGCAAUUAGAUGUUUAUCAUCAUCAAGUGUCUCUGUUAUUGAUCUUCGCAGUGAUACACUUACAAAGCCUACCCAAAAGAUGAGGGAAGCCAUGAAAAAUGCAGUUGUUGGAGAUGAUGUAUUUGGAGAAGACCCAACAGUAAAUGGUAUGAAUCUAAAUAACUUUUUUUUAAAUGUCACCUCAACUAUAAAAGUGAAAUUUUAAAAAAACAUUUACUUACCUUUCUAAUAUCAUACUGAAUAGUCUUCACUUCAUCCUUAUUUAUUAGCACUUAAAGCUUUAAAAAGUUCAAAUAUUUUUUCUUCACAUCUAAUUUCAGCAUUAUAAAGUUGAUUUUACAUUACCAUUAGAUAAAUAAAGGCACAGAAAGAUUUUUAAAAAUAAUUUUUUCAAUGUGCUGAAAUGACUUAAAUACAUUUUUACAUGCAAUAUAUAAAUAUUUUUAGAGCUCCAAGAUGUCUGUGCCAGUGUUUUAGGAAAAGAGGCCUCUUUGCUUGUUCCAACAUGUACAAUGGCAAAUACUGCCUCAGGUAAAAUGUGAAGAACUUUACUGUACGUGGAGUAUAUUUUAAUUAAUUUUUCCUAAAGCCAUUAGGACAUUUUGAUAUUGGAUGGCAUAAUUUGACAAAAUCACAGUCUUCUGCCCCCCCAAAAAUAUCCUUGAAAACUUUGUGCUAUUUAUUUACAGUCCUUGUUCAUUGCAGUGGAAGAUUUCAAGAGGUCAUACUGGGAGAAGAUUCUCACAUGCAUAUGUAUGAACUAGCAGGACUUGCCCAGGUUAGUUGGGGAUUGUUGUUUUUCAAAAAAAUUAAUCUUCACCUGUUUUUCUUUUCUUAAUUAGAAACUUAUUCAAAUUCAAUGUACACAUAAUUCAAAACCUGUUUGAAUACAAUGCUAUAUUUAAAAAAAGUAAGCUUCAGCAUUAUCGAGACACCAAAGUCUUUAAAAAGCAUGGCCAGCAGGAAUAACAUGUCAAAACAAUUCUGACGACGCAGUCCCACUUGAAGUCUUGGAAACUGAUGCUACAUGCCAGAUUAAAAUUUAAGAUAAUAUGAAACCAAAUGAGAGAAAGGACUGAAUUUGAGAAGAGAAAUUACGGCUUUACUAUUAAAAUAAAUUUGGCAAUUCAUAAACAAAACAAAUAAAUGUAGUGUUUCUAUUAAGGGGAAAAGCGUAAACCUUCCACAGUCCGAUCUUAGUGUCUUAAAAAUGUGUGAAUGUUGGAAUGGGUUAUUUUUGCAAGACAAGCCUAAAAUCUGUAGGCGAUGCACUAUUGUGUCGCAACACGCAUUUUGGAAAACUCUGCAUUAGGCAGAAGGGAAAUAAAAAGCUGUAAAAAUUUUUAUCAAAAUAUCUUGAGCAGCUUAUUAAUAUGAAUACUAAUUUUCAGUUGGGUGGCAUUCAAGGAAGAAGUAUAAGAAAUCUACCAGAUGGCUCUAUGGACCUUGAAGAGAUUGAAGCUAAAAUUCGACCCGUUGAUGAUGUGCAUCAGCCAUGGACGAAAGCAAUUUGCCUUGAAAACACACAUAACAGAUGCGGCGGUAAAGUCUUGACAAUGGAUUAUGUAAAGAAGGUAAACCCCCCCCCCCCACCCCCCCCCCAUAGUUUUGAAUAUUAUUGUCAUAAAGUUGUAAGGAAUUCAAAAACUUAUUCAAGAAAUGGAAAUAAUUACAUUUCUAAAAUUAAUAUAAUACUAGUGAUACUAGCAGCUGUCAUUCAAAUGUGAAAAAAAAAAUAUUUACUCACCUGAAAAUCUUGUUUUUGUGUGUUUGUGUUAAAGGUCAAGGACCUUGCCAAGAAACAUGGCCUUGUUGUACACUUAGAUGGUGCUCGCUUGUUCAAUGCCGCCACUGUUUUAAAAGUGCCACCGUCAGAGAUUACACAACAUGCAGAUUCAGUUUCAGUCGCUUUUAGUAAAGUAAGUUAACUUUAAAAAAAAAUAAACAUACCGGUAUAUAGUAAUUUUCAAGUCUGUCAACUCAACUUUCAUUUCUCUUUAAAAUAACUAAUAGUUACUUUCAGCUUCCAAUCUUCAAUUUUCAAAACCUCAAAAUAAAAUAAAAAUUAUUUCUAGACCUUUUGUUAAGGCAACUGAGAUGCACCAGCCUCUUCCAUACUAAGUAGAACCAAUAGGUUUGUGGGCUUGAUUUGGGCCGCUUUGUGUUCAAUAAAGUUUAUCGGGUUUGAUAAAUUUGGAUAUGGAUGACGGUCUUAAAAAAAAAAGAAGAGCUCCCCACUUCUAAAGAAUAAUUAAAUCCAAUGAUUUUUUUUCUCAUCAGGGUUUAUGUUGUCCUCUGGGUUCAAUAAUGGCUGGUUCCAAAGACUUCAUAGACUUGUAAGUUAGGCUGCAUUAUGUCCUACUUUGAGACAUCCAUAUGUAGUCCCAAAGAAAUUUAUUUAAGACUUCAUAGACUUGUAAGUUAGGCUGCAUUAUGUCCUACUUUGAGACAUCCAUAUGGUCUCCCAAAGAAAUUUAUUUAAGACUUCAUAGACUUGUAAGUUAGGCUGCAUUAUGUCCUUCUUUGAGACAUCCAUAUGUAGUCCCAAAGAAAUUUAUUUAAGACUUCAUAGACUUGUAAGUUAGGCUGCAUUAUAUCCUACUUUGAGACAUCCAUAUGUAGUCCCAAAGAAAUUUAUUUAAGACUUCAACUGACAGGCAAUACAUUGUUGCAUUUUUGAGGCAAUAAGGGAUGUCGUCUGGCCCCUUCCCCUUUCCCGGUAUUUGUUUUGGGAAAACAUAUGAAAAUACAUUUUUUUAAAAAUGUUUUAAUACAGGUAUAAUGUUGCAAUAUAAGUGUUUUUAGUGAUACACCCCUCCGCCCCCCCCCCCCCCCCCNGCUCUUGGUGGUGGGUUGAGACAAGCCGGUGUCAUAGCUGCCCCCAUGUUAGUUGCCCUUGAGGACAUGGUGCCAAGACUUUGGGAAGACCAUGAUAAAGCAUACAGGAUUGCCCAGGGUAAGUUAAAGAGUAAAUUUUGAAGAUAAGUCCCGCCCCCCCCCCUGCCCCCCCUUAGAUAGGUAGAUCAUUCUUUGGAAGGUUAAAAAAAACAAACUUAUUUAAAAAAAAAAAAGAACAUUAUUUUUGUUCCUCAGUUUAGAGUGAGCUAGAAAUACACAAAGAGUAGACUCUAUGAGGAUGCAUCAGUGUUGGCCAAUCUUGUUUGGUUUUUAUAAUGCAUGAAUUCCUUACAAUGCAAAAAUUAUUAUUAUUAUUAUAAGUGGUUUUAUAUAGUGUGGUACCCCAGCCUAGGGCUGGGCUCCCCACGCUGUGCAUACAAUUUAACAAACAUAAUCAAGAACUUAAAAAAUAAAUUAACAUACAUUGAUUAAAUUUAAAAAAACAAAUGUAAAUUAACAUACCUUCUUUCUAUUGGUUCAUUGGCAAUGUGUUAAGUGCUCAUCUUGGCACUCAAUACAAAAAUGCAUUGAACUUUUUAAUCGAUUUUCAAAAAAAAUCAGUUUUGAACAGACAUGGAAAAAUAACAUCUGAAAAGAAAAUUUAAACAAUGAUUAAUCAGCAAUUAAUUUCUAAUAAUGUUUUUUUUAUUUUUGGUAUGGAGUACGGAUGUUAGAGCUGACAAUUAUUAUUAUACUAUACAUUUUUUAAAUUACUACAUUUUGGUUCAACUAAAUGCAGAAUAAUUUACAAUAUGCACAAGAUUAAUAGUUACUCCAUGGAUGAAACAUUACACACAGUUAAGUUUAGUGCUGCAUGUGCGUGACCAUGGCGAUGGUGUGAUAAUUGAUGCUUUUACGGUUUUUACAUCUAAAUUGUAUGUUUUUCUUGAGAUGCAUUGUUGUGUAUUUGGUCAUUAAAAAAAGAAAAAAAGGUACCCUCCAAAAUCAUUUUUCAAUGUUUAUGAAAUAAAGAAUAACCAAGGAUACAGCAACUGGCUGGCCAAAAUGUGAAAAGCUUUUGGACACAUUUCUGAGGUCUUAGGUGACCACCAUCUUUUUGAGACAUCAAUUUGCUUCAUGCGUUAUAAAGAAAUUAAUAACGAAAUAUACAUUUCAUCAGUUCAUUUAAAUCGUUUCAUGAAAACACUCCAAUAAAUCUAUUCGUACCCUUCAAUCUAGGUAUUGAUGGUAUGAAAGGCAACUCUGUGUGCAGCGUCGACUUGGCGGGCGUCCAUUCCAACAUCGUUAUGAUAGAAAUGCUUGGGAGAAUCUCAGCUUCUCAGUUUUCUCUCAGGAUGAAGGAGGUAUUUAUGUAACAGCUAUACAUGUUAUACUUACAGUACUGUAGUUAUCAUUAUGGUAUUUUUUAACAUUUUUUGACAAAGCAAAAUGUCUUAGAGCUUGUGUCUAUUUUAUAGGUUUAUUCACAAUAAAAUUUAUUUACUUCCUUUUUACAAAAAAUAGAUUUCAGACAAAGAAAGAAAUUCCUUAAAGCAGUCCAUCUCAGUUUUGAUGAUGCCCUUUUCCAGCACUAAAGUUCGCUAUGUCACCCACAAUGACGUCAACGAUGAUGACAUACAGAAAGUUAUUACAAAGAUUCAGUAUGUUAUUGAGGAGUUCUCCUCCUAGUGGCACGUAGUCUGCUGGUGUGGUGGUGAUUGUCUUGAAUUAUUUUAAAAUUAACACCAGACGUGUGGUGUGUAUAAAAAGC
Molecule: messenger RNA, 6092 nt
Organism: Lymnaea stagnalis (great pond snail)
Lineage: Eukaryota; Metazoa; Mollusca; Gastropoda; Lymnaeidae
Source: the annotation of a GenBank genome assembly